Molecule: messenger RNA, 972 nt
Organism: Aspergillus costaricaensis CBS 115574
Lineage: Eukaryota; Fungi; Ascomycota; Eurotiomycetes; Eurotiales; Aspergillaceae
Exons: 17
Coding region: 1-972 (323 amino acids)
Source: RefSeq, a predicted model, not a curated record
AUGGGACGGGCCUGGGACACCCACUGCACAGCAACUAACACACACCCAAACUCGACUGGCCUAGGUUGGGUGGACGGGACGGGCCUGGGACAUCUCGACACACGACUAGACACAGUAGACCAAACACCCACACGCGACUGGCCUAGGUUGGGUGGCUGGGACGGGCCUGGGACAUCUCGACACACGACUAGACACAGUAGACCAGUGAGUAUCCCCAAACACCCACACGCGACUGGCCUAGGUUGGGUGGCUGGGAUGGGCCAGGGUAGCGACACUCAACUAUACACAGUAGACCUACCAGACUCAUACGGGUCUGGCCUCAUGGUUGGGUGGAUGGGACGGGCCUGGAAGACCCUAUUAUAUAUACUUACUCCUAUAUACGACACACGCGACAACUUCUCUGGCCCCAUGGUUGGGUGGAUGGGCGCGACAACACUUCUGGCCUCAUGGAUGGGUGGAUGGGAUGGGCCUGGAAGACCAUAUUAUAUAUACCUGCUCGGUUUCAACACAGGGGCUUACAGCUUCAGCAACAAGCCAGGCCCUGGCAUGGGCUGGGCCGCUGUAGUAGACAUAGGUGACCCAGAACUAAGUCCUCCAGCGAACCAGGCCCUGCUUUGGGUUCACACAGUGAACCAGGCCUCGGUUGGGCGGUUGGGAAGGGCCUGGGACAUCGGAUUCAACAUCCAUCACAUUGGUUCGCUGCAGCGGACCAGGCCUCGGUUGGGUGGUUGGGACGGGCCUGGGACAUCGGACACGGGGGGUGGAGGGUUUGGAUCAAUUCACUGCAGUGGUGAACCUCAGGCCCUGGAUGGGUGGCUGGGACGGGCUUGGGACAACAACUCGCCACAUACAACACACAAAUUCACCACUGCAGUGAACCGGGCCUCGGCUGGGUGGACGGGACGGGCCUGGGGUUCACCACUGCAGUGGACCAGGCCUAGGCUGGGCGGUUGGGACGGGCCUGGGACAUAG